Molecule: messenger RNA, 1281 nt
Organism: Trametes versicolor FP-101664 SS1
Lineage: Eukaryota; Fungi; Basidiomycota; Agaricomycetes; Polyporales; Polyporaceae
Exons: 3
Coding region: 1-1281 (426 amino acids)
Cellular component (GO): nucleus
Source: RefSeq, a predicted model, not a curated record
AUGCUCGGCGUCGAAGGCUACGGCAGCGACAGCGACAAUGCGAGCGACAGUGAGACUACCCCACAAGUCUUUACCACUACAUCUAGUGCAUCUAUAACCUCCAGGCUGCCCGCACCCACCAAGAAGUCGACGUUUGCGCUCCCACCACCUUCUAGCUCGGCCUCCUCUUCCAAAGCAUCUUCGGGGCUUGCUCUACCUCCACCUAAGACCAGGAAAGCUCCGAAGAAGAUUGCGAUUGGACUCCCUAGUUUAUCCAAAGAUGAUGACCGCACCUCUGACACCGAUGACCGUCCUCCUACGAAGAAGGCCCGGCUAGAGUCUGGUGCUGGUGCCUCUGGUCUGCUCUCUAUGCUUCCUGCUCCUAAAAACAAAGUACCUAUUGCACCCGCUGCGGAGCGAGUACUUGGUGGAGGACGCGGGCCUGGCUUAGUCUUCAAGGCUACUCCAAGCGCAUCGGUUAGGACAGCAACUGUGGAGGACGCAGAAGAUUCCGAUGGAGAGACGCAGCAACGCGAUGUUCUCGACUCGUCCCAUACAUCCAUCCUGGAGGAGAAAGUGGAGAAGAAGGCGUCAAUACCCUUCAUGCCCACCUCGGUUGCGCGAGGGAAGGCCAAUGUCUCCGUAGAGGAGAAACACUCCGUCCCAGUGUCGCGACCGUCCGCUCCUGCGGUCGACUUCUUUUCACUUGGCACAGCGUCCUCAUCCUCUGCCCGAACUGCCUCCACAUUGCCGUCCAUAUCCGCCGCACCACCAAUAUCCUCUAAGCCCGCUAUCCACGUACCAUCCGCCGCUCCUCAAGUAGAGGACUUUGUCGCGCCAGAGCCCACACCAACAGACCCCUACCCGGGGUACUACCUCCUCCCCUCCGGCCAGUGGGCGGCGUACGAGCCCACAUACUACAAGAAGUUCUACGACAAGUGGAAGCGCGAGUACGAUGCGCACGUCCGCGCGCUGGAGAAGGGCAAAGUCAAGGGCUUCGAGGACUUGGACGCGGAGGGUCUGCAGGAGGUGAAUGCCUUCCAGGAGAUGGAGAAGGCGAAGAAGGUGGUCCAAGAGCUGGAAGAGAGGAAGGCUCUGACGAACGGCGCGGAUGCCGCACCAGAAGCCCCGAAGAUGAAUAUCAAGGGUGCUGCGCUGGGCGGGAGGGCGAGGACACGGCACCAACUGUCGACGCUGCUCACGGAGGCGUACCAGAACCGAGAAGCUUUGGAGGAGAGAAUUGCGCAGGGGCGGAAGAACCGCAAAGAGGCCGGAAACAAGUAUGGUGCGUGUUCUUUGUAG